UUCUUUGCAGCUCCUGGAUAAAUCACAAUAAACUACUACAGUAAAGGAACUUCCCUUAAGAUGGCGGAAGUGCAACCAAGGGGAAGUGCACGACUUAUAAAGUGUAUUGGAAAGAGCUACGUUUCGAUGACGUCAGAUAAAACCGGAAAUGCGUGCAGAACCUCUCUACCAAACUUGCCCAAGUUCCUUGCGAUUGGCUAUGGAGAUGGGCUCGAUACCAAACACCUACCUGCUCGCUGUACAGGCUCACUUGAUACACAACAUAUGAAAUAGUGACUUCUGCGCCCUAUGUAGUGCACUAUGUGUGUAAAUUGGGACCGAGCCAGUCUGGUUGCUCGCGCGGCGUCGAGCUGGGCGGGAUACAGGACGCCUGAAAAAAAAAGUUUUAUAUUUGUGAACUAAAUGUUUUGUAUGAAUAAUUUAUUAUAUCUAUAUCUAUUUUAAGAAAGUAAGAAAGGUCCGGCGUAUUUUAAAUAUUGUGCUUCCGGAAGUUGUUUUAAAUAGCCUACAGUGUUCCACUGGAGCAAACUGAGAGCAGAGAAUUUAGCAUUUAGCCGCAUUUAAUCCUGAAUUAGCACUAAACAAAGCUAACGCGGUGUUUGUUGUGUUUGUUAAGCGCGCGCGCGCGGUUUCCACGCAGUAAACACUCGCGCUGCGUCGUUCUUUUUGUUGGAAUCGAACGCGGCUGCCAUGGAGACGAGCGCGCGCCGUUUCAUCCGCUGGCGGAAACACAGUCAUCACUAGAGCGCUGCCUUUUGUUCAGCGGAGUUGUGCUGGGAUUCUGUCACAGUCUCGGCGUUUUUCAGAGCGGAGGCGGGGGCGGAUUAUGGCACCGCACAAGCCCGGCUCGGAUCCCUACAGAUCCGCAAAAACACACGCGCAUCCGACACAUGCCAGCAGCCUGGCCAUGAGUGCUGCCAAGAGACCCAAAAUGGAGCAGCUCCAAGCCGACCAUGAGCUCUUCCUGCAGGCCUUCGAGAAACCGACUCAGAUAUACCGGUUCCUUCGAACGAGGAACCUCAUGGCUCCCAUUUUUCUGCACAGGACCCUCACGUACAUGUCCCACCGCAACUCACGAGCCAGCGGCAAAAGAAAACAUUUCAGCAUGGACGAUCUGCUCUUCAAAGUGGAGAGGAUGAAAACGGAGCAGGAGGCGCACAAUUUGGCGUCACACCUGCAGCUCACCUUCACUGGCUUCUUCCAUAAAGUUGAUAAGACGCAGAACUGCGAAAACGAGGAGAGCUCUGUGUCACUGGAGGUGUUGCUCAUCAAAGUGUGUCAUAAGAAGAGGAAGGAUGUGAGUUGCCCCAUAAAACAGGUGCCUACAGGGAAGAAGCAGGUGCCGUUGAACCCGCGGGUGAAGACGGGGACGUGGCCGACCAUCACGGUGCCCAGUCAGGAGUUUGAACCCAGUAACAGUCACAUGGUGAAGUCGUACUCACUGCUCUUCAGGGUCACGUGUUCUGCAGGGAGGGAGAUCAGCACCCGAGACAACAACGUUGCUGACGAGAUAUCCGGCAGGAAGAAACGUUACUCCUCCCACCGUGAUGACGGAGAGACAACGUUUGUAGCACAGAUGACAGUGUUUGAUAAGAACAGGCGUCUGCAGCUGCUGGACGGUGAAUAUGAAGUGUCGAUGCAGGAGAUGGAGGAGUGUCCCGUCGGCAAGAAACGAGCCACGUGGGAAACCAUUGUGGAUGGAAAGUGGGUUCCUCCAUUCGACACGUUCUCUCACGGCCCGACUCUGCAGUUCACGCUCCGCUGGACAGGCGAGGAAAGUGACAUCACCACGCCGCCGAUGACCCGACCGCUCGCUACACGCAACACACACACGAGUGGCAGCGAGAACCAGAGGACUAACACUCCUAAACCAUCGCAAACAGUAGCUGUUAAAGAUCCUGUGAGCUCAGACGCUCUCUUGCGGAAAGAGCAGCUUCAUGUGGAGCCUCGGCAGAAACUCCGUGUUUAUUAUCAGUUUUUGUAUAACAAUAACACGCGGCAGCAGACGGAGGCUCGCGACGACCUGCACUGUCCCUGGUGUACGCUUAACUGCCGUAAACUUUACAGCCUCCUCAAACACCUCAAACUGUCUCACAGCCGCUUCAUCUUCAACUAUGUGCCUCACCCUAAAGGAGCGCGGAUAGACGUGUCGGUGAACGAGUGUUACGAUGGAUCCUAUGUUGGAAAUCCUCACGACCUGCACUGCCAGCCCGGCUUCGCUUUCAGUCGCAACGGCCCCGUUAAACGCACCUGCGUCACACACAUCCUUGUGUGCAGGCCGAGGCGCACUAAGCCGAGUCUGUCCGAGUUCCUGGAGUGUGACGAGGUUCCGUUGGAGCAGAGGAGGCCGUUAGUGAGCGGCCAUAACCGCCUGUACUUCCACAGUGACAGCUGCAUGCCCCUGCGUCCUCACGAGAUGGACGAGGACAGUGAGGACGAGAAAGACCCCGAGUGGCUGAGGGAGAAAACGGUCAUGCAAAUUGAUGAGUUUACUGACGUCAACGAAGGAGAGAAGGAGGUGAUGAAACUGUGGAACCUUCAUGUAAUGAAACAUGGAUUUAUAGCUGAUAAUCAGAUGACUCAGGCCUGCAUGCUGUUUGUGGAGAACUACGGCUCUAUCGUCGUGGAGAAGAACCUGUGCCGGAACUUCCUGCUGCAUUUGGUCAGCAUGCACGACUUCGGCCUGGUGAGCACACUGACCAUCGACAGGGCCAUGGCUCGCCUGCGCCAGCUUAAACCGGCCCCGAAUAACAACAACGCCGACCCUGCGAAGGAACACGCCUGAAACUCAGCAGCACAGAAACCUUAGAACCUUUCCCAGACAACAGGAGCUGCCAGACCUCUGGAUGCCAGAUCAUUCAUUUUAACCACAAAUCAACUGAUUCAUUGGAGCUAAUGAACUACGUCGUGCUUUGAAAUAAACGUGGGUGCUAUUUUUGUACCUUUUUUUUUUUUUUUUUUUUUUUUCCUCCCGCCAAUUUUCGAAUGGAAAUAUUUUUAAUAUAUUUUAAACAGCGUGACAAAUGGGUAAGACUUGGCUUUGGCGACUUUUAUUUUAUUUUUUUUGUUUGUUUUUUGUUUUUUUGUUUUUUUGUAUAAUUAUUUUGUCUGAUGUUUUUGAAACUGUGUCUACAUUUAGGCAGCAGCGGGCGAUAUGACAAAAAUGGUCCCACUAGCACAUCCGGGGGUCAACAAGGGUUAAAUCUGAUCACCUGUCAUCACACUGCCACUCUUUAGCUCAAUGUCCUGAUGAGCAUAAAAUCCUGGUGUUUAGUACAUAUUACAGGAACAUUUGCUGAGCAAGCCGGCUACCUACACACAGCACUGCACAAACGUUAGCAGCUAGCUAGCGAGUUUGCAAAGUAGCUAGGAAUAGACAAAAUCACUAGCAUGCUUGCUAGUGGGUAACUCUUUAUGCCUAGCUGGAGGUCGAGCCAAAGAUGUAAACAGAAAGGUAGUGAUGUCAUCAUAUGAUCAAGCUUUGUGAUUGGCACAUUUAAUUCAAGCUCCGUCCUUGAUGUCCGGUCGAUCAUCACAAUACAUGAUGCUUAAUAUAAAAUUUUAAUUUUUGGAAAAUUAGAAUACGCCUGUGGGGGAAAAAAACUAUUGAAGUGUUUAAUAAAUGAAUAAAUACAGUAUGAAUGUGGGCAUCAUUUCCUCAAAGUCCAAUUAGCUACUUGUUUGCCAAGCAUUGUGGCUUUUUUAAUUUGAAAAGGCAUCGCCACUGGUUGUUAAUAUGCUUUCUAUGAUUGCUUAAUAAGAGAUUUAGACCAAAAACAUAUGGUUUUUAUUUCCCACCCCUGAUGCCUAACAUACAUUGGUGCACGUAUCUUUAUUCUGCCGGGUGACAGCUCUCAACGAAGGCGAAGCUUAAGCUAAAACCGAUCAGCCGACCCGCAGAUUUGACUGUCUUUGGCUCAACGUCAUGACUUCAAUAUGAAAUUAAAUACGCAAUAUAACUAGACAGCUAACAUUAGAUAGCUAGCUACUUAACAUCAGACAACAAAACUAUUUAGCUAGCUAAUGUUAGUGCUGCCUUCUGGUAGUUGAAUGUUAUUAAACCAGGAAAGGAAAACAGGAAAGCUGCAUCUGGCAAUAUUCUGAUGCACUGUAAAAGAAAAAGAAAAAAAAAAAAACAUCUCAGGAAAGUUCAACGGUAAACAAUAAGAGUUGCAUUACAACACUGUGACGGAUAGCGUUUUCUUGACGUCUGAAUGGUAACCAGCGCCAGAGCUGCAGCAGUGCUCUGAAAUAUCGAGCCGUUAAAUACGCCAUAUUAAGUACAUGAUUUCCUGUGAGUGUUAGGGUUAUUCAGAUGUUAAAAUCAAGCAGGUUGCUUACCUGUAGGUCGAGUCAAAGAAGUGGCAUCGAAGGCUAGCGUUUCGAUCAUGUUGGCCUGUAGCUGUUCAACUUGCCCUUGUUGACCUAGACACGUCUGUUACUCUGUAAAAUCAGUUUGCGCACAUCGGUAGAGCAGAGUUGGUAUUCGCUGUUUCGCUGUUUCCUUGUAAAUGCCCAACUAAACUCUUUAGCUUGCUGAUUAACACACCCUUAAUUAUAGGCAUCAGGGGUGUGAGAGUGACACACACACACACAGGGCGCUGUGGUUAAAGGUGCUGAAACUCAAGUGUGAAUGUCUGUAACUGUUGCACUGAAACCGGGUGGUACACGCUGGGCAUGUGCUGGUGAUCAAUUACACGGUAUAAUCCAUGAUGCUGUGAAAUAUCUGCAUUGUCUCUUUCUGUUGCUUUCCAUUUCGGAGCAGAUUUUAUGUUGCGCUAUUGACUACUCCGCAAUAUUAUAUCUUCACAAUAUUACGUUGACCUGUGCCUGCUGUCAUUGGCCAGCUUUUUGUAUCUGACCUAGCUAGGUGACUAGCUCUAAACUACGCUAGCUAGGAAGUCACGUUUGCGGUCUGUCAGGUUUGCGUUACAGCAGUUAGUUAAACGUAAUUUUUAUUUUUUUUUUUCUCCCCACUAGCCAGUUCUCCGCUUGAAUACAAAACAAGAGUUGCGAAAAUUUGGCUAGCUAUUUACCUAACACAGGCUAGCAUACGUUGGCUUGCUAGGUCUCCGCUUCAAAGUGCUUAAAGUUACUAAAUGUGACAAAACUUUGCCUUUUAAACAGAGUUAUCUAUCCUAGUGAAGAGCAAGCUAAUAAAUGCUAGUUACUCGGGUGCACUUUCUGCUAAGUUUAAAGAUAUUCGGCAGCUGACAGAAACAUACCUAUUGAGUGACACCACAUCAGUAAAUGGUGUCCCACUAGCACAAGGACAGCUUUCUUCUCAGAUGUUAAGCACAUACGAAGGCACUGUUUUAUGUCGCCUAUGCGUCUGAGGUUUUAAAAAAAAAAAGAAAAGAAAAGGCUGGCCAGUGAGGACAGCUACAGCUAAACAUUGCGACACGGCAAUUCAAUAUCGGCACAUGCCUAAAGCACACACACAUACAGGGUAACACACUCACAGCUUUGUGAGCAGGGAGACACCUUGCUGAAUUGUUUACACUUCAUUUAAAUGUACUUCAUGCAGGAUGCAGACUUUUAGUGUGGAUAUUUUAGUCAUCUAGGUGGUUUUUUUGUUUUGUUUUAUUAUUUUUUUUUUGGGUAGAAAAAAAUUAGGAAUGCACUGAUCCAUAUUUUUCAUUUUUUUGAAGUUUGAUGCUCAUUUGUGCACAAUUAAUAUUGACUUGUAAUAGUGAUGUGUAAAUACAGGACUAGCUUAAACUGUCAUUUAUGCUCUCUUACAGUUACAUUCCAGCAUGCCCCUGUGCAGUAUGAGCAGGAGCAUUGAUUUGAUUUUAAACUAGGGUCAGGUUUUGGAAUGGUCCAGAUCUAAAUAGGACGGCUGUAGGUAAACAUCAGAUCACUCUAACGUUCACAGCAAGUAAACCAACAGCGGAUCAGAUCGGAACAUAUCAAAUCCUUUCUGACGUCGGUAUUCCGUAUCAGAUCGGUGCAUCCCUAGUGAGAAGUGCAGGUUCUUUCUUUCGUUCUUUCUUUCUUUUUCCCAUUUAUAUUUUUAAUAGCAAUGUUUCUUUUCUUUCCUGCUGAUUAUGUUUUGAAUAAUUUUCUGUCUUUUUGCUGUUUUACUUUGCUUUAACCAAAAUGCAGUGACGCGCACGUGCCGCUAAUCAGGUAUACAAUACAUCACGAUAUUCCGAAUGUGAGCAAUCAAAAUACUAUCUCUAAACGUCUCAUAAGAAUCCUUAUUUUGGAUAAAUUUCAAGACAGUCUUGUCUUUGGCAGAGAAGGCAGUACUGUAAUUUAGUUUAGUUUGAAAAACACAAUAAAUAGAACUGAUGCUCCAGGUACAGUUAAAAUGUGUUUUUUUGUUUGUUUGUUUGUUUUUUUUAAAGAAUAUAGUGUGAUCAUUUCGUAAACACUGAUUAAUACAUUUGAAAAUUAAUUUUAUAUGAUCUAAAAAUGUAAAAUCAGCACAUGGCCUACAAAGGCAGAAUAUGUAUACAAGCCACACAACUAGGCUUGUGCCAAUACAUAUCGUUAUCUCUGCCUGUCUUUUUAAUUACGGUUUUUAAAAUUCUCAUGCUGUGUUCCAAAAUUUCUUGCUACUAUACCUAGUACUCCUAAUGGAAAUGUCAAAUCAGCCUUCUGCCAAGCAGUUUUCUCUCUAAAGUGUCCAUGAUAACAAUAUAGUGCGUGCUAAAUAUCACUUUUAUUGUAGCACUGAUUAUCGGCACAUAGCUAUACUGUGUAAUGGGGAAUAGAUGCAAAACAAAAAAAAAGAAAAAAAAAAGGGGAUUAUAUCUCUUGAGAAGGAUAAGGUUUUUUUUCGAUGGAGUCGAGUUCACAUACCAAAGGGAGCGACGCUACUGCAGUGUUUUGAAACUCUUCGAGCGUCCAUUUUGGAGGUUACGCUUUAUUUCCGCUGGAGCUUUGUGAGAUUUCAUAUUAAAUUCUGCAGAAAUGUGACUUUACCAGCUAAAAACUUUUUUCAGCGCCUCAAACGGAGACCAGCGUCGUUUGCACAAGAUACGGCUGGCCACGGGGGGGAGAAAUCUAUAAACUGAUAAGAACCAGCUUGUUGGUGCUUUUGCUCAAAAAGAGUUGUUUUGUUUCCUAUUUAAAAAAAUAAAGGAUUUUUCAUUGCCAAUGA
Pangasianodon hypophthalmus (striped catfish) is the source of this 7111-nucleotide messenger RNA. It is a transcript of the gene suz12a, whose product is annotated as SUZ12 polycomb repressive complex 2 subunit a. The transcript has 16 exons. Lineage: Eukaryota; Metazoa; Chordata; Actinopteri; Siluriformes; Pangasiidae. Gene Ontology annotation, molecular function: chromatin DNA binding. Gene Ontology annotation, cellular component: nucleus; ESC/E(Z) complex. The coding region runs from base 827 to 2785 and encodes 652 amino acids. The record is from RefSeq and is a predicted model, not a curated record.